GGCUUGCGGUCUUUCGCAAUCGAUAGUUGCAAGUCUGUUCUCUGUACAAGCCCACGCGAACGCCACUGAACUUUUCUCAUUUGGUCACUGAAUUUUUGCCAUAACACUGGCGCCUAAAAACGUGCUCGGAACUAUGCUACUUUUUUCUUUAGGACUCAGAACUGCUAGGCUACCUGGAAUCUGUCGCAGGCCAGGAUUCAAAUCUGACUUUAGAAUUUUUUCGAAACAAUUUUCUAAUCCUGCUUCCAGAAUAUCGAGACCUUUCAGUAUCCUUCCCAUCACAAACUCAUCUCAUCCCAGAAGUCUGAUCACCUCUGCUUCCCCUCAGAAUGAUGUUACAAACAGAGUCUAUAGCCAUCCUCCUGUUAAGUUAGACUCAUCCUCAGAAUCCAAGCUCAGUGACAUUAAGCGUCGACCAGUUUGCCUGAGCAGCCACUGUUUUUCAAGUUUAUUCCCGAAUAUUGCAGCAUUCGUCCAAGAUGGGUUCUACUCUUUUUCAAGCGAUCGAGAUCCGAGCUUGUUCGGUGUUCUUUUGGUUGAUCGAAGCAUGCGUGAAAAGUUUCACAUCGUCUCAUACGAGAUCAAGCAACUAGACGAUGAGUACCUUCGAAAGAGCGUUCGAUCUGCUACGCAAAAACGAAGAAAAUUGGAAGAGAAAGGAUGGUUUAAAAUGAAGAGCGACUCAGCUUUUAGACUCGUCAAUGGGGCCGAAGACGGCUUACCAUACCUCACAAUUGAUAUCUAUGCGGGUCACGCAUUUGUUGUUGUCUAUAGUGCGCAUUGGCUGCCUACUUUGAGCACCGUCGCAAGCGCUUGUCUUGCGAAUAUAGAUUUUGUCAAAAAUGUUCAUGUUCAAACACGAAUUCGCGGUGGCCUUGCUCAGCAAAUUCCAUCCGUGGCUGGUGGGAAAGAAUGCAACUCUGCAGCAAAUGCACUCGUAUUCAAGGCCGAGAGGGAUGCGAGUGACGAGCUUAGCCAAAAAGUGGCAAAUAACCUACAGCAACAAGAAAGAAUAUAUAACCAUCUCAUAGGCGACCAAAACCCGGACAAUCUAAUCGUCACUGAAUCAGACGUUCAAUUUAACGUUCGACUGAAAGAAAACCCCCUCACAACGGGCCUGUACUUGGACCAGUGCGACAAUAGGAAAAAACUUACUCAGCAAGUGAUUGAAUUGGUUCGCGAUCAUGAUUGCGACUCGGUCACUAUUCUUUCUACCUUUGCUCACACUUGCGCGUUCUCAUUGGCGAUCUCGGCAAUGAUACGAAAACUUGGAUAUCGGGUACAAUCAGUGAAUAUUGACACAAGUAUCGAUGUUUUAGAAUGGGGAAAACGGAAUUUUACGCUCAACCAAUUCUCAGUUGAUGGUCAACAAGACCAUCAGCUUGUCAAAGAAGAUGUCUUCAGUGUCUUGCCGAAGUAUUUAGACAAUAACCAAAAAUUUGAUAUUGUCAUCCUCGAUCCGCCUCCAGUUUCCUUUCAUACGAGGGUAGGUAUUUUUAAUACAAGUAAACAUUACGAAAAACUGGUGAGCAUGGCGGCACCAUUGGUGAAAAAGCCCGGGUUGCUGGCCUGCUUUAGCACAGUUCAAAAUCAGAAGCGAAGGGCCUGGAUCAAAAAGGUUUUUGAGGGUAUUUCUCAUCCUCAAAAUGGAAAAAAAGAGCGGCACAGCGAAUGGCGUGUGCUGGAGUACUUAGAGGAAGCACGACACUUUCAUCCGAACGAAAAAAAGACAAGGGUUAGAAGCCGUUUUAAAGGAGUUGUUUUGAAACAUUUCGCUUCCUGAAGCCAGCAAAUUGGUUCGAGUAGAGAAUAUGAAUCGUGGAUGACCUCUCAAUUUCCUAGCCAGUGAAAAAGGGAAGGUUGGCACCUUUUUUUCGCCCCUAAGCGAAAGUACUAAAAAGGUGAUAAUUCGUUAUCGCGGCGAUGUGAAUGUGUCGGAUUUUUUUUGACUGGAGAGUAAAUUUAUCAAAUGCGUCACAAAAUGUCAGAGCCGAAUAAAAAGUGAAUUUUUUUUUUUGUUG
This is a messenger RNA of Schistocerca gregaria, 2021 nucleotides long. Its product is annotated as putative ribosomal RNA large subunit methyltransferase YwbD. NCBI's taxonomy places the organism in Eukaryota, Metazoa, Arthropoda, Insecta, Orthoptera, Acrididae. Gene Ontology annotation, molecular function: methyltransferase activity. The transcript has 4 exons. The record is from RefSeq and is a predicted model, not a curated record. The coding region runs from base 134 to 1783 and encodes 549 amino acids.